GGGGGUGAUGUCACGUGGCGCACUGAUAACGUCUGCUGUGACGGCUUUUGAUAACACUCCCCUGCAGGCCAGUUUCCCCAUCAGUCCGCAAGCCAAACUCCCCAAACCAGCAACGACGGGUCAAAUCAGUUCAAUUCCGCCACAAUGAGCUCCUUCGGCGCCAAGCGGAGAGGACGCGUUAUCCAGACGUUUGACGAUGAGAGCGACGAUUUAGCACUUUCCUCAAACGGCGGCAACGAGGAGCAAAACGACCGUAAGUGUCUGACCUCUUCCAGCCGAGCGCGUCUCUUUCAGAGCCCCCCGUUGCUGAUACUUGGACCAUCGAAGAGCAAGCUAGCUGAUGCGCGGCCGGCAGAAUCCGCGCCCCCGGGGCGCAUCAAAUUUGGUCGCAACAAGUCCGGCAAACCGUCGGCUCUGCGCAAGAGCCUCAACCUUGGCGACGAAGACGGCAGUCUGUCGGCGCCCGCAUCCGCGCCGACGGCUUCGGCACGCGACGAUGACGAAGACGACACCUCCAGCGGCCCGGUCGUGGUCCGCCCCGCCCCCGGCCGCUCCGGCUCGACAAGGAUAAAGAAGCGCCCGGCCGCAUCUCGAUUGUCCUUUGGCCCAAGCGGAGGCGAGGCAGCCGAGGAGGGCGAGGCCGCGGCAGCAGGAGAGGCUGUCAUCAAGCCCUCGGCCCCCAGGAAACCGCUCACCCAGCGAAUACUCCAAAACAAUGCGCUCCGCCGGACGGGAUCCCUACAGAACCUCACCAGCAGCCUCCCCAUACGCUUCGGCGGCGAGGAGGACCGGCCGAAAUACAGCAAGGAGUACCUCGAGGAACUGCAGAGCGCGACGCCAAACACGCCGCAGAACCUGGCCUCGCUGCAGAUCGACGACGACGGAGAGGCGAUGGAGCUGGACGAGGCCGAGCUGGACGGCGCGCUGGUAGUGCAAUCCACCGACGUCGCGGCCCCCGCGCCGCCGGGACCAGCCAGCACGACGCAGAUCCUCACCGAGGCCGAGAUCCGCGAGCGCAAAGAGCGCCGGGCGCGGCUAGCCCAAGAAGCCUCGUUCAUACCCCUUGAAGGCGGCUCGGACGACGAAGCCGCCGGCCAAGGCGGCCGGAUGACGGUGCAUUUCCCGUCUACCAAGAAAAAGAAAGAGUCGCGGCUGAUAGCCGAGGACGAAGACCUGGGCGAAGGGUACGACGAGUUCGUGUCGGACGGCGGGCUGGCGCUGGGCCGGCGGGCGGAGCGGGACGCGGCGCGGCGGCACCGGCAGGAGAUGGCGGAGCUGAUCCAGGCGGCCGAGGAGGGGUCCGAGGCGGAGACGGACGACAGCGAGGCCGAGCGGCGCGCCGCGUACGAGGCCGCGCAGCGCCGCGCCGGCCUGGACGGCCUGCACCACCACCACCGCCGCCUGCUCGACGACCCGGAGGCGGACGCCGACGGCGCCAUGGCGCCCGACGCCAUCCCGCGCAUGAAGCCGCUGCCGAAGCUGGGCGAGGUGCUGCAGCGCAUGCGCGACAUCGUGCAGGGGCUCGAGGACGAGGUGGUCCGGAAGCGGGCCAGGAUAGAGGGGCUCGAGAAGGAGAAGGCAGAGAUCCUGGCGCGGGAGAAGGAGGUGCAGGAGAUCCUGAACCAGGCCGGCGCCAAGUACCAGGCCGUCUUGGCCAAUGCCGGCGGGACGAUCGUGGCGGACGUGAACAAACUGGCGGGGCAGUCGCCGCUGCGGCCGCCACUGCCGCCCGGGAUCGCCGGCGAGCUGCCGGUGGAACGCGGACUGGAGAGCUUUGGCGCGACGCCGACGAAGCGGGAUGAUGUCGACGAGACGAGUUAGUGGCAACCCUUGCAGCAGAUUGUACAAUAGUAUCGGAAUCAUUCUCCGGCGGGUUGCCGAGAUUGGUUGAGCCAUGUCCGUUCGCAGAAUCAGUGUGCGAAGGUUGAUAAAUGAUAAUCAAGUACACUAUCUGUAUGCCUUGCUUGUCUAAGCUAAAUGAAAUAACAUUCCGUGCCGUGC
Molecule: messenger RNA, 2001 nt
Organism: Thermothielavioides terrestris NRRL 8126
Lineage: Eukaryota; Fungi; Ascomycota; Sordariomycetes; Sordariales; Chaetomiaceae
Exons: 1
Coding region: 145-1821 (558 amino acids)
Biological process (GO): mRNA splicing, via spliceosome; spliceosomal complex disassembly
Cellular component (GO): U2-type post-mRNA release spliceosomal complex; nucleus
Molecular function (GO): DNA binding
Source: RefSeq, a predicted model, not a curated record